Molecule: messenger RNA, 6555 nt
Organism: Pan troglodytes (chimpanzee)
Lineage: Eukaryota; Metazoa; Chordata; Mammalia; Primates; Hominidae
Gene: PDLIM5
Product: PDZ and LIM domain 5
Exons: 18
Coding region: 178-2397 (739 amino acids)
Biological process (GO): heart development; actin cytoskeleton organization; muscle structure development
Cellular component (GO): stress fiber; filamentous actin; Z disc
Molecular function (GO): actin binding; muscle alpha-actinin binding
Source: RefSeq, a predicted model, not a curated record
CUGGGUCGGGGGUGGGGCGAGGGAGAGCCAGGAGGCGGAAGUUCCCGCGGGCGGUGGGGACGGCGCCCGCACCGCGAGUCACUUGUCAGCCCUUGUCUGAGGCGGAGGCAGCCCCGCGCCCGCGCCGGACCCGAGCAUAUUUCAUUUUCUGUCAUUGGACUUUGAGCCAUUAGAACCAUGAGCAACUACAGUGUGUCACUGGUUGGCCCAGCUCCUUGGGGUUUCCGGCUGCAGGGCGGUAAGGAUUUCAACAUGCCUCUGACAAUCUCUAGUCUAAAAGAUGGCGGCAAGGCAGCCCAGGCAAAUGUAAGAAUAGGCGAUGUGGUUCUCAGCAUUGAUGGAAUAAAUGCACAAGGAAUGACUCAUCUUGAAGCCCAGAAUAAGAUUAAGGGUUGUACAGGCUCUUUGAAUAUGACUCUGCAAAGAGCAUCUGCUACACCCAAGCCUGAGCCGGUUCCUGUUCAAAAGGGAGAACCUAAAGAAGUAGUUAAACCUGUGCCCAUUACAUCUCCUGCUGUGUCCAAAGUCACUUCCACAAACAACAUGGCCUACAAUAAGGCACCACGGCCUUUUGGUUCUGUGUCUUCACCAAAAGUCACAUCCAUCCCAUCACCAUCGUCUGCCUUCACCCCUGCCCAUGCGACCACCUCAUCACAUGCUUCCCCUUCACCCGUGGCUGCCGUCACUCCUCCCCUGUUCGCUGCAUCUGGACUGCAUGCUAAUGCCAAUCUUAGUGCUGACCAGUCUCCAUCUGCACUGAGCGCUGGUAAAACUGCAGUUAAUGUCCCACGGCAGCCCACAGUCACCAGCGUGUGUUCCGAGACUUCUCAGGAGCUAGCAGAGGGACAGAGAAGAGGAUCCCAGGGUGACAGUAAACAGCAAAAUGGUAACCCUGGCACUGUGAAAAUCCCACCUAAACGCCCACCAAGAAAACACAUUGUGGAGCGCUAUACAGAGUUUUAUCAUGUACCCACUCACAGUGAUGCCAGCAAGAAGAGACUGAUUGAGGAUACUGAAGACUGGCGUCCAAGGACUGGAACAACUCAGUCUCGCUCUUUCCGAAUCCUUGCCCAGAUCACUGGGACUGAACAUUUGAAAGAAUCUGAAGCCGAUAAUACAAAGAAGGCAAAGUUUGACAGUGCUCUGGAAGACCUACCUAAGAGUGGACCUCACCCUCCUGCAACUCCUCAGGUGUUAACUAUUGGUAGCCAAGUGGCCACACUUUCUAAAGUAGCAACUACUUAUUCUAGUUUAAGCGGCUCCACAGGAAAUGUGGAAGAUUCUUUCGAAGGUUUUCGGAACUUUUCUACCUUCUCUUCUCCUGCUAGAUAUAGUGCUGCAGUUCUGAGCAGCGCAGCUGCUACUGUGUCUGCUGUUAUUGCUACAAAAACCAGGCUCUACACUCCUGAAAGAUAUCACUCACUCCUGGAUGCACUUUGCAUCAGCCCUGUCUCCAAGCCUUUAGCUUUUUCCUAUCUGCAGUCCUCAAGGAAAUCAACUGGCUCUAUCCAUGUUAAGAAAACAAGUAACUCUCAGGAGGCUUCUCCGCAGUUGGCUUCCUCGGUAGCUUCCACACAGAGCAUGCCCGAGAGCCCGGACAGCCCAGCCUCCGGCAGACCAGGGGUGACCAGCCUCACAACUGCAGCUGCCUUCAAGCCUGUAGGAUCCACUGGCAUCAUCAAGUCACCAAGCUGGCAACGGCCAAACCAAGGAGUACCUUCCACUGGAAGAAUCUCAAACAGCGCUACUUACUCAGGAUCAGUGGCACCAGCCAACUCAGCUUUGGGACAAACCCAGCCAAGUGACCAGGACACUUUAGUGCAAAGAGCUGAGCACAUUCCAGCAGGGAAACGAACUCCGAUGUGCGCCCAUUGUAACCAGGUCAUCAGAGGACCAUUCUUAGUGGCACUGGGGAAAUCUUGGCACCCAGAAGAAUUCAACUGCGCUCACUGCAAAAAUACAAUGGCCUACAUUGGAUUUGUAGAGGAGAAAGGAGCCCUGUAUUGUGAGCUGUGCUAUGAGAAAUUCUUUGCCCCUGAAUGUGGUCGAUGCCAAAGGAAGAUCCUUGGAGAAGUCAUCAAUGCGUUGAAACAAACUUGGCAUGUUUCCUGUUUUGUGUGUGUAGCCUGUGGAAAGCCCAUUCGGAACAAUGUUUUUCACUUGGAGGAUGGUGAACCCUACUGUGAGAAUGAUUAUUAUGCCCUCUUUGGUACUAUAUGCCAUGGAUGUGAAUUUCCCAUAGAAGCUGGUGACAUGUUCCUGGAAGCUCUGGGCUACACCUGGCAUGACACUUGCUUUGUAUGCUCAGUGUGUUGUAAAAGUUUGGAAGGUCAGACCUUUUUCUCCAAGAAGGACAAGCCCCUGUGUAAGAAACAUGCUCAUUCUGUGAAUUUUUGAAAGUCAACAGUUCAAGAGAAGAGAAGGAAUUUGAAGAGAAAAAGGAAAAUUAAAAUUACUAAUUAAUUUUUAGAUUCAAUAUUUAUAUGGAGUUUUGAAAAAUAAUAGUGGCCCUGAAGGAAUAAAUUCCAGCUUUAAAAACCAAGUCUGAGGAAAUAUUUGGCUUCAUAAAGUAAAGAGACGGUUUGGCAUUUAUUAUUACUUUUUCCUGUAUUUUAUGCCCAUAAAAUAAGCUUUAUAAAAACCAAUUUCCUGAUGGACUAUUAAAUUCAUCUUAGAAUAAAUUAGUGAAGAAUUUAAUUUUAGAAUAAAUAAUCCAAUCUGAAAUAAUUAUACCUUCUUUCCUUGUUAGGUAGUUAUGAGUAAAUCUGCAAAAGGCAAUGAAAAUGCCUUAAAUUUUAUCAAUAACAGAAUUAUUGUAUUUUAAAAAAACUAAUACUUAUCUUUAAAAUAGUAAAUAGGAUUUUAAACAGAGAAUUUUAUCAGUAAUAGGUGUCAGUUUUUAAAAAAUUGCUUGUAGGCUGAGCGCGGUGGCUCACGCCUGUAAUCCCAGCACUUUGGGAGGCCAAGGUGGGUGGACCACCUGAGGUCAGGAGUUUGAGAUCAGCCUGGCCAACAUGGUGAAACCCCAUCUCUACUAAAAAUACAAAAAUUAGCUGGACGCAGUGGCACGCGCCUGUAAUCCCAGCUACUCAGGAGGCUGAGGCAUGAGAAUCACUUGAACCCGGGAGGGAGAGGUUGCAGUGAGCCAAGAUCGUACCACUGCACUCCAGCCUGGGUGACAGAGUGAGACUCCGUCUCCAAAAAAAAAAUUUGCUUGUAUAUUAUUUUUGCCUUACAGUGGAUCAUUCUAGUAGGAAAGGACAAUAAGAUUUUUUAUCAAAAUGUGUCAUGCCAGUAAGAGAUGUUAUAUUCUUUUCUCAUUUCUUCCCCACCCAAAAAUAAGCUACCAUAUAGCUUAUAAGUCUCAAAUUUUUGCCUUUUACUAAAAUGUGAUUGUUUCUAUUCAUUGUGUAUGCUUCAUCACCUAUAUUAGGCAAAUUCCAUUUUUUCCCUUGUGCUAAGGUAAAGAUUUAAUUAAAUAAUUUUGGCCUCUCAUAGUUUUCUCUCUCUUUAAAGAGAAUAAAUAGAGGGCCGGGUGUGGUGGCUCACACCUGUGAUCCCAGCACUUUGGGAGGCCAAGACGGGCGGAUCAUGAGGUCAAGAGAUCAAGAUCAUCCUGGCCAACAUGGUGAAACCCUGUCUCUACUAAAAAUACAAAAAUGAGCUGGGCAUGGUGGGGCGUGCCUGUAGUCCCAUGUACUUGGGAGGCUGAGGCAGGAAAAUUGCUUGAACCCAGGAGACGGAAGUUGCAGUGAGCUGAGAUCGCACCACUGCACUCCAGCCUGGUGACAGAGCCAGACUCCGGCUCUUAAAAAAAAAAAAAAAAAAAAGAGAGAGAGAGAGAGAGAAUAAAUAGAAAAGAAUGUGGCUGGGAAUUGUGAAUCAGAAGAUUAUACCCCCCAAUUUUUUUCAAUCCCCUUUUCUCAAAUAAUAAAUUAGUUAAAUCAGUUUCUGAGUUAUGCCACUGGCUGAUGAAGAGUUGAGAGGUCUCUUUGCAGAAUGAUCUUUUUGUUUCGUUUUGUUUCUUCUUCUGCAUUUAAAAAUUUAAAGAUUGGCUUGAGGAUGUGAUGAAAUUGAGACUUUUUGUGGUUUUCUCUCAAUAAUAAGUGAACCAAUUUCAAAUGUGAUCACAAAGUUUGGAAAGCUUUUAUUCACAGAGGUUGGGUAGUGUUGGGAGGGGAGUUUAAUUACUCAGAUUGGCCUGUUAUUUGAUUUCCUCCUUUGGGAAAAGAAUUAUGUAGAUACCACAUGGAGACAGGGAAACAAUUGUGGUAAAACUGUGGAUCCUGUUGCUAUUUGCCCAGUGAGAAAACAGAUUCUGGUAUUUGAUUUGGUUUUUCUCUUUGUUUCCAGAAUGGAUGAAAGUCCAUGAACCUCCUAAGUUAUAAUUUAAAUUUGUUUGGGGCAAGGUGAUUUUAUAGUCGAGACAGAGCCCUAGGUCCUUCCUGCCCCAUCACUCACUUACGACAUCACUUCCAUUGUGUGCAUGUUUGUUAUAGAGGAGGUUUUAGGCUACAAUAUUUGUUUAACCUCCCUAAGAACUUUCAAGGCAUCUGUCCUGAAAGCUGUUAAUUUAUGGUCUAGCAGAUUUAUAUUAUAUGCAGAUAAUAAUUAACUGGGGAUAAAAGAAUGGCAAGGGGUGACACAAAGUAGCAAACUGAAUACUUCUCCAAUAGCAACCCCAAGCUACCUCCUCACCCUGCAUCUUGGAGGGAGGCAGGAAAUUUCUUUUGAAAUAAAGUACUGGAGCUGAAUUCUGCAUUAUUUACCGUUGCUGCUGAAACCACCUAUAAAAGACUUGCUGGCUAAUGUGCAUUGUCAUAUAAUGUACACUGUCACAUCUUUACAGUCUUGUACGUUAUAGAAUACAAAAUAAGUUGACGGUUUUGUUUGGUGUGAGCUUUUUGUUUGUUUGUUUAGUUUUGCCUUCAUAGGUUAUAUGCCAAGAUAGUAUUUGAUAAGUCAAUGACAUUUGGAUGUUUUCUUCAAAGAAUUUUAUUUGACCCAGACUUCUUAUAAAGUUAUCUUACAUUAAGGAUGUCAUUUUCAUCAGACCUUCUUUCUACAUAUUAUUCAUGAAGCAUAAUGUUGCAUUUCUCCAAAUUUUAUGCCUGAAAGGGUAGUGUUGCUUCCUAAGGUAUCAUGUUGUCUUUGUGCUUUGUCCAUCUCUUCCGUGGCGAAGCUUUAUAUCUGUUCCUAAAACAGUUAAUCCUGUGAAAUAAAUAUUGAACAUAAUCCAGAAGAAUCUCUCUAUUUCCCUUGGGGAAUGCCAUAUUUAAUUCACCAGCAGUAAUCCUUUAAUAACUGGCAGAGCACUUUAUUCUUCUGGUGACCUCCCUGAAUAUUUAUUUUUCUGAUUAUAAAUUUUCUAUAUUAGUAGCAUUUUUUAAUUAUUACUUCUUCACUAUAGAGCAUUUACUUUUAGUCUCUAGAUGUAUAUUUUGGAAUGCUGUACUUGGCAUAACAUAGAUUAAAAUCAUAAUGCAUGACUAAAAACUCCUUGGAUUUAUUUCCCAUUUUAAAAUUUUUAGCGGUAAGUUCAGAUUUAUAAUCUUUCUCUAGACUUCCAUGGUCUGAAUGUUGCCUGCUGAAGUAGCAACCUAAAAAGUAUCCCCUGCUUAUGCUUCUCCAGUUGGCCCUCCAUGUCCGUAGGCUUCGCAUCUGUGAUUCAGCCCACUGUGGGUCAAAAAUAUUUGGGGAAAAAAAUGGAUGGUUGCGCCUUUGCUGAACAUGUACAAACUUUUUUUUGUCAUUAAACAAUAUAGUAUAACAACUAUUUACAAAGCAUUUACAUUGUAUUAGCUAUUAUAGGUAAUCUAGAGAUGAUUUAAAGUGUAUGGUAGGAUGUGCAUAGGUUAUAUGCAAAUACUACACCAUUUUCUAUAAGGGACUUGAACAUCAUGGACUUUAGUAUCCUAGGGGGUUCUUGGAACCCAUCACCCAUAGGGGCACCAUAGGACAGCUAUAGUACCGUGUUUAUUUCCUAUUAAUUCAGGUUCCGUUUAGAGUCUAAAACUAAAACCUAAUCAUUUAGUCACAGUGUAAAAACAAAUGGAAAUAACAGCUCAGAUCUUCAUAAUAUUAGUGUAGCAUUAUGUUUAAAAUAAUCUACAACAAAAAUGUACCAUUUUCAAGCAGUACUACAUUAGGAGCCCUUUUAUAGAAAAUAAUUUCUUCUUUACCCCCGUUCCAGUGUGAAUCUAGUAUUCUGUUAACAUUUGUGUGGCAUUUGGAGUUUGUCAUCCCCAUCGAAGGGAGAGCCUUCUCAGACAUGAAGCAAGGGAAACAUACUGAAUAGUUUUACACAAAUUUGAUCUGGCUUCCAUUUGUCCCCCUCAUUUCCCAAAUGUUUAAAGGUAUUGGAUUUGGAUUCUCAAUGUAUAAUUUGCCUUAUCUGUUAAUGUCUAUCUUCUGUCUCUUUAAUUUUGUAUAUCUGCUGUUUUGCUUUUGGAUACAUUUUCUAAUUAGAAGUCACAUGAUAAAUAUAAUCAGUAUAGUAAUAAUACCAUAAUGUGCACAUACUCAAUAAAUAAAUGACUGCAUUGUUGUAAAUGA